Molecule: messenger RNA, 1227 nt
Organism: Adineta steineri
Lineage: Eukaryota; Metazoa; Rotifera; Eurotatoria; Adinetida; Adinetidae
Source: the annotation of a GenBank genome assembly
AUGACCGAAAACAAAGUGAAUCUUGCCUUCAAGGAACAAAAAGGACGUUGUUUAAUCACAAAUCAAAAUGUUUCACAAGGUGAUAUUCUAUUAGUAUCGAAACCAUAUGCCAUCGUUCCAUCAAUAACGAAAAAAAAUGAUAUAUGCGCUAAUUGUAUAUGUAUUUCGAAACACCAAACUCAUCCAAGAGAGAUGAUCGUAUGCCGAAAAUCUUGUCAUCAUGUAUUUUAUUGUUCUAAUAAAUGCGAACAACAACAUUGGGAAAAAUUUCAUCAAUAUGAAUGUUCGUUUCUCGAUAAAGUAUGUGCCUUACAAGAUAAUGAUUACGUUAUUAACUAUGCUCUACUUGUCAUGCGUAUGCUUACUCAACGAUUACAUGAUAUAUUAAAUACAUCACCGACUGUUUCAUCUGAAGAUGUUUGGACGAUGUUAUCACACUUUGAUGAAUUUACAAAAGAGAAAAAGAAUGAAUUUGAAACGGUCGCCAAAAUAUUAACAGAAUAUAUAUUGGUUAAACUCAUUCCUCAUUUAAUCAAAGAUAGUCAUGAAUUUAUUGGUUCUAUUCAAUCCUUUCUACCUGAUCACACAGAUGCUAAAAAAGUCGAAAUUAACAACUCUGAUCAAUGGUUAUCUCAAAUGAUUCAUUUAUGCUUACUUUUCAAUGAUGAUACUACUAUCAAAGUAGUAAAAUAUCUACUAAAUAAAGUAUACAUUGUUAUCUGUAUGGAAGAAGUAAAUUCAUUCUUUCAUAGAACAUUCGUAUACGAUGGAUACUCUCAACCACCUCAUGUCUAUGCACUGGGAGUGUACCCAUUUGCUACUUUUAUCAAUCAUUCAUGCUCACCAAAUGUAGAACGUUUUUCAGCUGAAGAAGAUGGAACCAAAUUUCAUAUGGGUGAUAUUGUCUUCUUUGCAACACACUUAAUGAAACAAGGUGAAGAACUAGGUUUAAGUUAUUUGAAAGGACAAUAUGACCUUUAUAUCAAAGAUCAAGUUAAUGCUGAUGAAAUCAUCAAUAGUCAAGUAAAUAGAAAACAAAGAAUCAAAAAUGAAUAUUUCUUUGAUUGUGAAUGUACACGUUGUUUGAAUGAAUCCAAAGGUGAACUUGAUAAAUCUUUUAUGAAUUUCGUAAAAGAAUUCAAAUGUACCAAUUUAAAAUGUCAAGGUUGGUUUAUUCCAUCCUUUGAAAAACAGAUGUAUUGUGAAGCAUGUAAAAUAUCACGAUAA